UGCUCGCUGAUGGCUUGCAAACUUACACAUUCUCCAGCCCACUUAAAGGAUCUUUGCAAGUGAACGUAAGAGCCACCAAUGGCCUUUCAUCCUCUGAUGUCGAUGUGGACUUAGACAAGAUUCUUGAGGCUUGCCAGAAUUACUCUGACUUUUCACCGAGCACCGAUGAACAUACAGCAGAUAAUGUGAGUGACAGUGACUCUGCUGACUUGAAAAUAAUUGCUACUCCUGACACUUUGGUUGACUACACUCAGAGGGUUACACUGACAGUAACUGGAACUGAAUCAUUGCCUAGCAAAGAACUGGCAUAUGAAUGGGAAUGCAGAGAUUGCAAAUGCAAAAACAAAACAAUGGAUGAAACUCAUGUGAUUGAACGAGAAUGCCUCCCAGAUCCAUUUGAAAUGUUCAGAUACAUUUUAAGAGUAAAGAGAAGGACUUGGUUUAGGAAAUGGGGUGAACUUGGAACAGCUUCUAAAUGUGUCUCUGUUGUUCCUUCAAAAGAACUCACAGAUGUCACCAUCAGCUGUGAUAAUUGUGCUUCAAUAAAUGUGAAUGACCAGGCAAAGCUAAGACUGAGCUGUUUGACGACUUGCCCGCAUGUAGUUUGGUAUAUUGAGGACCUUAAACCUUUGACAGGUAGCCUCGGUAGAUGCUACUCCAAAGCGGGAAGACGGCCCCUUACGGAGAAGCACGAUGGCAACAUUGAAUAUACCGUUCACAGCCAAUAUCUAAAAGUCUCAAGGGACAUGCAGCAGAACAUCACUGUAAUUGCUUAUGACAAGAAGGAGCCGGGGUUUGUCAUGUACACCCUUCCUAUACCAGCCCCCGAGCCAACUGAACCACCUACAAACUCAGUAGUCACAACUGAUGCACUGAUGGAUCCCUCAGUGCCCUCAUGUAGCAUCUCCCCACCGUCGGGAACUGUGCUCGAUGCUUUUGACAUUACCUGCAAAACAACUUCUUUCUGCUCUACAGGCUGUCUCUAUUGCUUCAAGACCAACACAGGCACACAUCUACGAUGCAGUACUUCAAAUGAGGUGAGGUCAGUCUUCUUGCCUCUCGGCGAUGCCAACAACAAGUACAGUUUGUCUGUUGUGGUGACUGUGAAAAAUGAGCGAAAAACAGCAACUUCAACUGUCAUCACUCAGGUAGGGAAAGGUGACUCCAGUGCCUCCGUUAGCACUCUCCAGUCUGCAGUGGAGGACUCUGUGAGUCAGUUAGAGCAGCAAGGUCUGCUCACCGGUGAGGCGCUUGGACAAAUAUUUGCUUCUGUUUCCGAUAUGCUGAAUACAGUGAGUGGCCAACAUCAGAGGGAUGAGCGGUCAAAGCUGAGAGAGCAAAUGCUGACCAGAAUGAGUACAGUUCUGCAGGACUGCCCCAGCAACACGACUCAGGAAGUGCAAGUGACCGCCAGAGCUGUGGCUGGGCUCACGCACCGCUCAGAGGACCUCAGUCCUGCUGCUCAAGAAGAAGCGGGUUCUCUGUUGGUAGACCUCAGCUCCUCCCUCAACAGUAUCAGCGUCAAUCAGCAGAGCACAGAUGAUGUAGAACUGGUGCAAGCAGCUGCACCCAUAGUUGAAGCAGCCAGUAAUAUUUUGAAUGUUUCAUCAAAUAAAAAAGUCUCAGAGUUUCUUCUGACUGGGAUAAAUAAUGUCCAGAGUGCUCUGCUGAAUAACAAAGAGCUGAACGGAGAGCCUGCCAUUGUUGACUCUGGUCAAAUCAGUGUGUAUGUGAACAGGAUUUCUCCAAAAAGCAUGCAAAUGCUGGAUAUAAAUGCUCAGAAAAACAGCUCCUCGAGUUUUUCCUUCCCUGCUCUUCCUCCUCAUAUUGUCUCUCCAGAUGAGCCAGUGGACGUCAGAAUGAUGAGUUUUGAGAAGAAUCCAUAUUCUUGGAAGGAGGAGAACAUCACAGGAACUGUGGGAUCCGUUUCCCUCACCAGAGUGAAUGGCGAUGUCAUUCCUGUUGAGAACUUACCUGAAGAGAUAGAGAUUCUCCUACCCCGGCUUGACAGUGGACAGGAGAACAGCACAGUCCUGGACCUCGCCAAUUUCAGCACAUUAAUAAUUGACGUUCCCUCUCCGGAUGUAACACUGGUGCUGAAAACUGAGCCUUCUGAAGACAUUUCCUUCAUGCUCUUCCUGGGAUAUAAAGAUUAUCCAAGUGAUAAGGAUUAUGUAGCCAAGACAAAGAUCCCUAUAGAGAGCGCGAGAGAAGAAGAAAAAUUUACUUGGGUGCUGAGUCCCAAAGACAGAACAGAUGAUGUUGGUGUGCACUACCUUGUUAUAAAGCCCAUUGUAGAGCCAGGAAUCAAAUCCAUCAACGCCAGUGUCACUGUCAUCUCCAUUGCUGCCCAAUGCAAAUACUGGAAUGAAACUGGGUCUUUUUGGAGUGAGGAUGGCUGCAGGGUUGGUCCACUCACCACACCUUUGGUCACUCAGUGUCUCUGUAACCACUUGACCUUCUUUGGCAGCUCCUUCUUUGUCAUGCCUAACUUAGUGGAUGUGUCACGCACCGCUGAACUUUUUGCUACAUUCACAAACAACCCCGUUGUGGUGUGUUUUGUCGGAGCCAUUUUUUGUGCUUAUCUAUUGGUGGUGGUAUGGGCGCGCAGGAAAGACAUGCAAGAUUCAGUCAAGGUCAAGAUUACAGUUCUGGAGGACAACGACCCCUUGGCUCAGUAUCGUUACCUGCUGAGUAUUAACACAGGACACCGACAUGGUGCAUCCACUUCCUCUCAGGUAACCAUAACUCUGCUGGGUACAGAGGGAGAAAGUGAGCCCCACCACCUGACAGAUUUGGAGAAGCCUGUGUUUGAGAGAGGUGGGGGGGACAUGUUUCUGCUGACCACACACUUUUCUCUUGGAGAGCUGCAGAGCAUAAGACUGUGGCACGACAACUCAGGAGAUCACCCUGCGUGGUAUGUUAGCAAAGUGAUGGUGCAGGAUCUGGAGACUGGUCAAAAGUGGCACUUUCUCUGUAACUCCUGGUUGGCUGUAGAUAUGGAAGAGUGCACUCUUGACAAGGUGUUCCCAGUAGCAACGGAGGUGGAUCUAAAGAGAUUUAGUAAUCUGUUCUUCAUGAAGACAGCCAAGGAUUUCCGUGACGGCCACAUCUGGUUCUCUGUCAUUAGUCGACCUCCGUGCAGCACUUUCACACGUGUGCAGCGAGUGUCCUGCUGUUUUUCCUUACUGCUGUGCACAAUGCUGACCAGCAUCAUGUUCUGGGGCAUCCCCACAGACCCCUCUGAGCAGACGAUGGACCUGGGUCACAUCGAGUUUACCUGGCAACAGGUUAUGAUUGGAGUUCAAAGUUCAAUCAUCAUGUUCCCCAUCAAUCUGCUCAUCGUGAGUAUCUUCAGAAACACUCGUCCUCGAGAGAAAACCACCAAAGCAGAUGCAAAACAGGGGAAGACUGUCCGAGUUUCUCCCUCACAGACGUCGUCCCCACAGAAAGAGAUAAAGGACAUCACACCAGAUACCGUGAUGAAGGACAUAAAAAGAAUUGCUCAGUCACUCUCAAAGGCCAUGAAGAGCCCACUGCCACAUCUGGAGCUCCAUCAUGGUCAGCAGGCUGACAUCAACGGUCUGCUGUCUCUGGUGGAGGACAUCAUCAGACAGCAAAACCAAGCCGCUGAAGACUUCUACACUGAUUCUUCAAAAAAAGAUCAAGCUAUGAUCCUUAGUUUGGGUGCGGUGAAUCUGCAAGAAACCAGUGUGUGGGAGAGCUCUGAAAAAACUUUAGAUCUAGCCCAGAAGAAGAGCAACAAGAGCCGGUACCUGUACAGGCAACUGCAGCUUAUCGAGAAGGAGCUUGGUAUGUUGGGACCUUCUCAGUUUCCAAAUCCAGACAGCUACAACCGAGCCAUGCAGCAAGUUCAGGGAAUGAAGGGGCUUCUGGAAUACCACCUACCCAUGUCAAUCCUGGAUGGAGACAGCUGUUUCCCCGGGCCAGAGGAGAGUCUUGGUGGGAAGAAAAAAUGCUGCCAAGGAGGGCUGCCGUGGUGGUUUGUGUUUAUCGGGUGGAUACUGGUGAUUGCAACCAGUGGUGUGUCAGGAUACUUCACUAUGAUGUAUGGGCUGACUUACGGGAAAGACCGUUCUAUAAGCUGGCUUAUCUCCAUGGUGGUCUCAUUUUUUGAGAGUCUUUUUAUCACCCAGCCUUUAAAGGUUCUUGGAUUUGCUGCUUUCUUUGCCCUCGUCCUGAAGAAAGUUGACCAGGAGGAAUACGGAGAACCAGCCAUAGAAGAAAGUCUCAGAAGCCCAGAUAAUCCUGAUGCAGUCCAGGCAGCAAGAAGAGACAGCACCUGCAGUUUCUAUAAACCGCCACCUCCCACUGAUAUCGAGAAGAUGCGGAAUAACAUGAUUAAAGAGCAGAAAGUCUUUGCACUCAUACGGGAGAUUGUCGUCUAUACAGGAUUUAUGUGGAUGUUACUCCUGGUGGCAUAUGGUCAGAGGGACCCCAAUGGCUACUUUCUGACUCAACACAUUCGCAAGAGCUUCAGCAAAGGCGUCUCAGACACAAUGAGCAUUCAAGAUGUGUUCAACUGGGCAAACACGACUCUGCUGAGCAACUUGUUUGGAGAGUACCCAGGAUUUAUCACUGAUGGAAACUCAAGGCUUGUGGGCAACGCUCGUCUCCGCCAGGUGAGGGUGCAGAAAAACUCUUGCCACAUAGCUCGAUCCAUGCAGGAGUCUAUCCCGGACUGUCACACUCCGUACUCAUGGGAGCUGGAGGACAUGGGCUCCUAUGGCCCAGGUUGGACUCAACCUGUAGGUCGUAAUGCUUCAACGAACAUUCACGACCCGUGGAAGUAUAAGUCUCAGCGUAAACUGAGGGCCUACCCCAUCUGGGGCAAUGUGAAGCUCUACAGAGGAGGAGGGUUUGUGAUGGAUCUGGGGCCAGAUUUCCAAAACUCCAGCAGAAUCCUUCAGUACCUUUAUGAGAACACCUGGUUUGACGUGUACACCCAAGCAAUCUUUGUUGAGUUCACUGUGUACAAUGCCAAUGUCAACCUCUUCUGCAUCGUCACACUCAUGCUGGAGACCACAGCAACAGGAGCUUUCCAGUUCCGCAGUGAACUUCAGACUGUGCGUCUUUACCAGUCGACCGGUGGCCUUCACAUCUUUGUCAUGGCCUCUGAAAUCAUCUACUUUCUUUUCAUCAUCUAUUACAUGUUUGUUCAGGGAAAGUUGAUGAAGAAACAGAAAUGGACUUAUUUGAAGAAUAAGUGGAACCUGCUCGAGUUGGCGAUCAUCAUUCUCAGCUGGAGCGCCCUGUGUGUUUUCAUCAAGAGGACUUUACUCGGGAACAGAGACAUGAACUAUUACCAGAACAACAAAGAGCAGUUCGUGAGUUUCCAUGAAACAGCCAAGGCCGAUGCAGUGCUUGGAUAUCUGAUUGCCUUUCUGGUACUGCUGGCUACAGUCAAACUGUGGCACCUGCUGAGACUGAACCCCAAGCUUCACAUGAUUACAGCCACACUGCAGCGAGCUUGGACUGAUAUUUCAGGCUUCCUGGUGGUCAUGACCAUCAUGUUUCUGGCCUACUCUAUUGCUUCUAACCUGAUGUAUGGCUGGAAGCUGUACUCCUAUCGGACUCUGCUUGAUGCUGUGCAGACCAUGGUCAGCUUGCAGCUUGGUAUUUUUAACUAUGAAGAGGUACUAAAUUACAAUCCAGUGCUCGGUGCUUUCCUCAUCGGGUCCUGCAUCGUGUUUAUGACCUUUGUGGUGCUGAACCUCUUCAUCUCCGUCAUUCUGGUGGCAUUCACUCAGGAGCAGAUACAUCACAAGCCGUCAGAAGAGGAUGAGAUUGUGGACCUGAUGCUUAUGAAAAUCUGCAGUUUGUUUGGAAUCAAAUGUAAGAAAGAAGGAGACGGCCUGACCGGGAGGCCAGACACGUCGUCUGCGCCGAAUAACACACUCUCAACUAUUUCUUCUGGGAACAUUCAUGAUGGAUGAUAAGUGGGACAGGGAUAGAAGGUUAACAUUGUGAGACCCAUCAAAUGCUUUGCUUUAGUUCCUGCUUGCCUUCAUUAGCAUGAUUUAGUUGUCAUGUUGUUGUUGCUUUGUAACGCAAUAUUUUAACCCUUCCAAGUGUCUGUAUUAGCAUUUUUCUGUGCUGCUGCAGAGCUGGAACCAUUGUAUGAGAAGCUGAUGUACUGCAGAUGCUAGAAACUGAGGCGAUCCUUA
This is a messenger RNA of Neolamprologus brichardi, 6188 nucleotides long. It is a transcript of the gene pkd1l2b, whose product is annotated as polycystic kidney disease 1 like 2b. Lineage: Eukaryota; Metazoa; Chordata; Actinopteri; Cichliformes; Cichlidae. Gene Ontology annotation, biological process: detection of mechanical stimulus. Gene Ontology annotation, cellular component: membrane. The record is from RefSeq and is a predicted model, not a curated record. Gene Ontology annotation, molecular function: calcium channel activity; protein binding; carbohydrate binding.